AAGUUGCCAGUACACCCUUGGGUCCAAACCCUAGCUAGCCGCCCCACCUCGCGCCAUGCCGUCCGGCGCCUCCUUAUUCCCGUCCCCUCCUCGCCGCCGCCGCCGCCGCACGGAGACCCCGCAGCAGCCGCCGGAGGAGAGGGACUGGGCGGAGCUGCCGCGGGACGCGGUAGCCACCGUCCUGGGGAAGCUGCCGGUGGACGGCGUCCUGGCGGGGCCCGCCCAGGUGUGCCGCAGCUGGCGCCACGCCGCGGCCGAGGAGCCUGCGCUGUGGCGCCGCGUGGAGGCGCGGUUCGGCGCCGGGCUCGCCGCCGCCAGGCUCGCCGUCUGGAGAAGCGCGGGGCGGUGCGAGGCGUUCGAAGCGGUGCGCGUCGCCGACGACCGGAUCCUCCUCUACCUCGCUGCCUGGUUGUCAUGUCUAAAGAGCCUUUGCCUCGUUUCUUGCUACAGUGUGUCCAGUGAAGGAUUUAUUGAGGCAAUACAAGGGUUCCCACUGCUUGAGAAACUCGAGCUUUCACUCUGUAAAAACAUUUACGGGGAGGCAAUUGAGGCUGCUGGAAAAGCUUGCCCACACAUGAAGCGCUUCAGAUUGAGCAACGACCGAUUCUACUCCUUUGAAGAUGAAUGCAUCAAUGAUCAGGAAGCCCAUGGGAUUUCAACUAUGCGUGAGCUACGUUCUCUUCAGCUUUUUGCCAACAACCUCACCAACAGAGGUCUGGCAGCCAUCCUUCACAGCUGCCCCCACCUGGAGUGUCUCGACAUACGGCAUUGUUUCAAUGUUGAAUUGGACGCUGCCCUGAAAGUCAAGUGUUCAAGGAUCAAGACACUGAGGCUUCCGAAUGACAUCACUGAUGACUACGAGUUUGAGGUCAAAAGCCCCAUUAGGUUGAAUUCAAAAAGAUCCAACUUUGAUGAUGAUGAUGGAGACCAGAACACAUAUGAUCCCAAGAGUUAUUAUGGAGACUGGAACACAUACGAUCCCUUCAAGAGUUAUGGAGAAUGGAACACAUAUUUUCUUUUUCGCGACCAUGCCUUAGCAUAUGAUCCCUCCGAGAGUGAUGAUGAUGUCCUGGAUGACUAUGAAAUGUAUCAAAUUGAGGAUGAAGAUGUCGAUGAACCCAUUGAUGAACCUUCCAUGCGCAUGGAGGAGCCCGGAGAAAUCCCUGAAGACGAGGAGGCUAUGAUGUUAGAUUACGACGCCAUACUCUAUGAGCAAGAACUAGACGAACACAAACCUGAUGAAGAUAGGUUGCAAAGAGGUGAUGACCAGAAGGCGCUGGAGGAGGGUGCAGAUGUGCUCAAAUCAGUGGCUGUGGAGUUCCACAAGCAAGUUCAUGCUGAUGAAUGAUGAAGAAAUGGCGGUCAAUUUGAUCCAAGGAGGAACGGGAUGAAAAACGCGAAGAACUGAUGCAAGCUCCUGCAGCUGAGGAAGCUGCCCCGAGGGAGGAUACCUCCAGUUCUGUUACUAUUGCCAGUUUUUUUUUGUUCUUCUGCCAUGUUUUGCCUUUGUUGUCGGGUAACUCUGUACGCAGAUUUCACAGUCGCAGAUUGCAGCCCUGCC
Setaria italica (foxtail millet) is the source of this 1561-nucleotide messenger RNA. Its product is annotated as putative F-box/LRR-repeat protein 22. NCBI's taxonomy places the organism in Eukaryota, Viridiplantae, Streptophyta, Magnoliopsida, Poales, Poaceae. The coding region runs from base 56 to 1348 and encodes 430 amino acids. The transcript is spliced from 3 exons. Gene Ontology annotation, molecular function: protein binding. The record is from RefSeq and is a predicted model, not a curated record.